Funneliformis geosporum is the source of this 1992-nucleotide messenger RNA. The record is from the annotation of a GenBank genome assembly. Lineage: Eukaryota; Fungi; Glomeromycota; Glomeromycetes; Glomerales; Glomeraceae.
AUGAAGAGCUCAAGUCAGAGAAAACUAAGAUCUCAAGAAAGAACUGGAGUCAAUGAAUCGCUAAUGACCCAGUUAACGAACGUGAACGAACAAUUAUCAACUCCUCCCACGGAAUCAUCGAAUUUACAAUCCCUAUCAUCUGAUACUUCCGAAUCAAGUUUUUUUAUCAAUCAUUCAAGCAGUUCAUAUAUUAGCUUCUCUCGUUCAUCUUCGCUUUCAUUAUCCAGAGGAAAUUCAUUUAUCGGUACGGAAUCUAUACACUCCGCUAACAACAGAUCGCGUGCAACGUCUCCCUUCGUGAUCUCGGAAACUUCUUCGGGUCGUCUUCAUUCCGAAUCUACCCGUUCAUCAGUCUCAUCCGCCAAUCAAUCUUAUGUUUCAGUUUUAAAUGAUGAAAAUUCUUUUCAUGGAGAUAACUGUUCAAAACCUUUCGAAGAAUCGGGACCUUUUAGACAACCACCAGCUGCUCAACGUCUAGAAAGUUUAUCUGUUAAACAAGAUGAAUCCGAAACGAGACCGAAUAUUGAAAACAAUGACGUACAAGUACACUUUGAAGAGAUAAGACAGCAUUCGGGAUUUCUUCGUCAUAUCUUGAAUCAUGCGCAUUUGACCUUGCAAGGAAUCUUCAAUGUGAUGAUUUGGAUGUUCUUGAAAGUAUAUAGAGUCACUUUAAAAUAUUUCUUUGAACCCGUUUGGAAUAAAUUUAGAAUUAUUGGCGCGACAAUAGGAUUGGGCGAAAGUAUUGUAACAACAAGAACAAUAACUAUGAUAGACGCGAACCAAAGUACUGAUCAUAACUCAACAAUGAUGACAAGUGGUAAUGAUGCUGGUAGGACGCGAUCGAACCUGGUCAAAUGGUUAAUUUUGUCCGCACGUGAUAAUUGGAUGGUAUAUGCGGUGAUAAUGAUGAUUGUUAUGCUUAUUCCUUGUAACGUGACAAAUUUUCAAAACUUGGAAUUUUCAGAAUGUAUACCAAAAUUUAAUCAUAUAUUUCGAAGAUAUAGCGAUCUACAAAUCUCAAUGUUUUAUAGAUUUGAUUCUUUAAAUAAUGAUAUUGAAUUCGAGCAAAAUGAUACUUUGAUUCGAGAUGUUGUCGCUAAUCAGGUUAAAACAGUGUGCGCAGCCGAAGUUCAAAAGAGAAUUCCAUCACAGAAUAAUGAUUUGGUUAAAUAUCGAAGUAAUCAGGUAUCAGAAGGUCUUGUUGUGGAUAUGGUACGACAAGAAAUUAGAAAAGCCGUGGAAGAAAUGUUAUACACUUAUUCUCAAGAUAAAUUAAACAAAGCUGAUUUUGCACUCUCAACCGGUGGCGCAAAGAUUAUUAGUCCACUAACUACACCUACUUAUGAGCAAUGGCCAUCACAAUGGUAUGGGGUAGCGUUGGCAAAGCUAACAGGACAUGGAAUUACAAGGGGUAAACCACCUGUCACAGCUCUUCAACCAGAUACACACGUUGGACAAUGUUGGCCAUUUGCCGGACAAAAAGGACAAUUGGCUGUAUUGUUGAGUCGCCAAAUCUAUGUAACCGCCAUAACUUAUGAUCACGUUAGUAAAUCUAUUGCAAUGGGUACAACAAGUGCCCCAAAGGAAUUUGAAGUUUGGGGAUUUGCUGAUGUUGAUUCAAAUGUACCGUCAGAUCAUAAGUCAGAUCAUAAUUCAAAUGAUGAUCACGCUGAAUAUAUCAGCUCCGUCACCAGUAGUAGCAAAAGUUAUCCCACUAUUGAACCAGUUUCAAACAUUCUCGCAUCUAGUCAUUUACAUUUAUUUGGAAGAGAUCUGAAGCUUGGUUCUUCUUCUAACCAUUUGUUUUUGGGACGGUUCGUUUAUGAUGUAAACGGCACACCCAUUCAAACUUUCGAGGUAAAUCGAUGGAAUAAGCCUAUUCGCGCGAUAAUAAUGAAAGUGAACAGUAAUUGGGAUAAUCCAUUAUAUACUUGUUUAUAUCGAUUCCGUGUACAUGGUAUACGCCCGGAUAUAAAUAAAGAAACUUCUUGA